AACUGUAACAAUUAACAGUGGGAGUGGGAGUGAGUAGUUUCUUAAGCAAUGCCAGAAAAGCAACACUGAAGAACAGAUGGGAAUCCUAAUACAUCUAUUAGAGAAACGAACCUUUACUUCGAAUUACAAAUCCUGGAUUCUGCUUCGGUGCCGAAGUAUAGUAAUUCAAAUAAAAAAAGCAAGUUCAGUUUGUUUACCUACAACGAGUGCACCAGAAUGUUUCAAUUUUUCUAGAAGAGUUACCUCUAUACACAAGUCAGUUCAGUUUUCUCAAACCCGUCACCCGUAUGGAGAAAUGCUUGCCAAUUAUGGGAAUAAUGUGUUCUCCUGGACCUCAAUGAUAUCGAUGAAUGCACAGAAGGGGUUCAAUGAUCGGGCACUAUCUUACUUUCUGCAAAUGCGGAGAGCUGCUGUGGAGCCCAAUGAGACUACGUUUUCUGUCAUAAUUAGGGUCUCCUGCGAGCUGAGUUGUGCUGAUACAGGGACGAGCUUGCACUGUUUAAUUUUAAAGAAAGGAUUCUUUAGACAACUUUUUGUUGCGAGUGGCUUGAUCACCAUGUAUUCCAAGUGUGGUUAUAUUGAACAAGCCCGUCAGAUAUUCGAUGAGAUGCCCGACAAGGAUGCUGUCUCGUGGAACGCUAUGAUUGCAGCAUACUCACAGGAAGGCUUGAGCUUGGAAGCGUUAGAUUUAUUUUCUUUGAUGCUGAAGAAUGGAACUGAUUGGAAAUUAAUGGUGAAUAAUUUUACACUUGCUAGCAGUUUUAAGGCAUGUGCUGGUCUGGGCUACACUAAGAUUGGGAAGUCUUUGCAUACCAAUUCCAUUAAGUUGGGUUUGAAUUCAGAUAUUUUUGUUGGUGGAUCAACAAUUGAUAUGUAUUCCAAGUGUGGUAAUUUAGGAAUGGCUCGCCGUGUUUUUGAUCAGAUGAAAAGAAGAGAUCUUGUGACUUGGAAUACCAUGAUUACUGGGUAUUCUCAAAAUUAUUGUGGUGAAGAGGCUAUAGAAUUAUUCUAUCAAAUGCAACUCAAAGGCUUCCUUCCAAAUGAGACAACUUUUGCUUGUGUUCUGAAGGCUUCGGCUGCAAUACCAGACAGUGCUGCAGGUAGAUACUUCCAUGCUAAAACCCUCAGGUCUGGAAAUUCAUUGUAUGUGUAUGUGGGGACUGCACUUGUGGAUAUGUAUUCAAAAUUUUUUGACAUGGAAGAUGCAGAGAAGGCUUUUGGGGAAACGAAAAAGAAUAUUGUAUCCUUUAAUGCCCUCAUAACAGGUUACAGUUUGGUUGGGAGAUAUGAGGAGGCCUUAAGAGCUUAUGCUAAGUUGCGUUCAGAAAACAUGAGACCAGACAGAUUUACAUUCACAGGCCUUUUCUCCUCAUGCUCUUUAUUGGCUGCAUUGAUUGAAGGUGCUCAAGUUCAUGCACAUUCAAUCAAAUUUGGCUUGGAGUCGAAUGUCUCUGUUGGGAACUCAAUGUUGAACUUCUAUGCUAAGUGUGGCCUUAUUGACAGUGCAGUGGAGACUUUUGAGUCAAUAACUAUGCCCAACACCAUAUCCUGGGCUGGAAUUAUCUCUGGUUUUGCACAAAAUGGUGAGGGAGAGAAGGCAGUUGAAUAUUUCUGCAAAAUGCACAAGCUUUCAGAGAAAAUAGACGAGUUCUCCUUCUCUAGUGUUCUUAAAGCACUAGCCAACUGGGCUGCUACGGGACAGGGAAAACAGUUGCAUGCCAAUGUAAUAAAGACAGGUUUGGAAACCACUAUUUUUGUAGGAAGUGCACUUGUUGACAUGUACUCCAAGUGUGGAAUGGUAGAAGAUUCAUGGAAGGUGUUCUCAAAAAUGCCUGUUAAAAAUGUUGUAUCUUGGAAUUCGAUGAUAGUGGGUUAUGCACAAAAUGGGUUUGAUGAAAAGACCCUUCUCCUAUUUCAGGAAAUGCUGGAUUCUGGUCUGACACCAACAUGCAUUACCUUUAUUGGAGUUCUAUUUGCUUGUAGCCAUGCAGGUUUGGUUGAAGAGGGGAGAAACUAUUACAACCUAAUGGUUAACAGCUAUGGUAUUCCACCCUCAUUGGAACAUUGUACAUGUAUGGUUGACAUCCUUGGACGUGCAGGAUAUCUCAAUGAAGCAGAAACCUUUGUCAUCAAAUCUCCAUUUCCAUUAGAACCGGGGAUAUGGAAGUCCCUACUUGCUGCUUGUGCAAUUCAUAAAAGCUUUGACAUUGGUAUUAGAGCUGCUAACCAUUGUCUGUGGUUAGAGCCUCAUGAUUCUGCCACAUACGUCAUUCUAUCUAAUAUUUAUGCAUCCAGACAGAUGUGGUGUGAGGUCACAGAAAUAAGGGAGUUGAUGAAAGAUAUGGCCAUCCAUAAGGAGCCUGGGUACAGCUGGAUCGACAUUAGGAAUAAGAUGCAAGUGUUUGUUGCAGGUGACACAUCAUGCUAUACAGAAGAGGUUGCUGAAGUACUACAAAUCUGGUUAGAACAUGCAAAAGUGGGUUGUUAUGAUUGUGACCACAAUAUAUAUUCUCCAUGAUAUUUGGAUGCCCUCGAUGAUAGGUUUCUUUAUGAUCCAUGGACCAUGGGGAAACCACUAGAACAAUCUCUUGAUGGAUGGGUUCAACAGCUCUGCUUCAUUGAUCAAUAUGAAGAAAUGGAUCAAUGAAGGUUUGGUAACCCUACAUUGCUGCAAAACAGAAAGAAUGUUGGCCUUCAAAAUCAAAGAGGUAAUUUUACAGACCAUCUGCAUGCUUGGAAAUUAAAAGGACUCAAUUGGAAAAGAAAGCUUUGGAGUAUUAUUCCUGGCCUGUUGCUGUGUCAUGGUGCAUUUGGAAGGAGAGGAAUCAGAGAAUUUUCCAAAACUAAACUGUUCAGUUGAAGAACAGAAGUUCCAUUCACUCUUGGACUCUUGGUUAGCUGCUAAGGAUCAGUUAAGAAACAUUUCCCAUCAAUUAUGCUUUGAUGUUGCCAAUUUGUUUUUGUAAUGUGGGCGAUUAAAGUUGAUUGACUAUACUUUGUAUGGUAACUUUUUGUAUAUGAGAAUACAUGUAUAUUUUUCCUAAUCAAAAUGGAUACAAUGCCUUACCCUUUUCUCAAAAAAAAAAUGUAC
Molecule: messenger RNA, 3091 nt
Organism: Nelumbo nucifera (sacred lotus)
Lineage: Eukaryota; Viridiplantae; Streptophyta; Magnoliopsida; Proteales; Nelumbonaceae
Product: pentatricopeptide repeat-containing protein At2g27610-like
Biological process (GO): RNA modification
Cellular component (GO): mitochondrion
Molecular function (GO): RNA binding; protein binding
Source: RefSeq, a predicted model, not a curated record